AUGUCGACAUCAUUAGCAGAACAACUACGUCGUCUCCAAACUCCACAAACAUCACAGUUUGUUGAUGCACGAAAGCGUCAUUCGAUUUUAUUCACUUCAGAAGAAGCAGCAACAAAAUCACGCGAGACAAUUUAUGAGAUUGGAAUUAGUGGACUUCAUGAAUUAAUCGAAUUGAAUCCAGCUUUUGCAGAUUUUGAAGAUACUCUGUUUGAGCUAACUGCAAAAGACAUACAACGAGCAAUUGAAUCGAAGGAAGUUAAUGCGUUACUGGAUAAAAAUAUCAAACGAUUCAUGUUUCACUUUUCGCCUUGCUUCAUGAUAUGUCUUGAAUGGCUCAUUCGUCGAUUCAGUAUCAAUUUAUAUAAUAAAGAUGAAUUUCUUAUGUUGAUAUUUUCCAUAUCAUCAAACAAAUAUGUUCGUUCGAUGCAUUCAAACAAUGAAGUUAAACAUUGCUGGAGAUAA
Messenger RNA from Clunio marinus, 462 nucleotides. NCBI's taxonomy places the organism in Eukaryota, Metazoa, Arthropoda, Insecta, Diptera, Chironomidae. The record is from the annotation of a GenBank genome assembly.